This is a messenger RNA of Glycine soja, 501 nucleotides long. RefSeq lists its product as uncharacterized. The transcript has 4 exons. The record is from RefSeq and is a predicted model, not a curated record. The coding region runs from base 37 to 468 and encodes 143 amino acids. Lineage: Eukaryota; Viridiplantae; Streptophyta; Magnoliopsida; Fabales; Fabaceae.
GACUCUUCAUAUCAAAAUUGUGUGUGCAAAACAGAGAUGAGUGCAAAUCAGAGGAGUACUGCUCCACCCUUUAAGGAGGAAUUUGCAACUGUACUAAGGAUGACUCAUUCCUUAAAUGAUGCUCAACCUGUACCUGCAACACCAGCAUCAUUUUGCAAUCCUACUAAUUGCAAUAUUGGUUGUGACGAUGUUGUUCAGAACCGAAAAAAUGAGAGUUAUUUUCAUAAGGAGACAGGCUUUCGGUGUCGGUCUUUGAAGGAGAUUAAGAAUUACGAGAAAUAUGGAAGUCCUCCUCGACGUCACAAAGUGAAAACACAAGCCAAAGAAGAAAGCAAUGACAAAACCAAAAAUGAAACAGAAGAAAUGGUUGUUGCUCAAAGAAAAGCAAAAGCAGAAGUUAUGAGAACUUUUGUUGAAAAGUUUCUUUCGAAAGCUUAUUACAAUCAGCUUCACAUGUUCGACCCAUAAUCAAUAAAAAUCAACUAUUAUAUAAUGUUCAAA